AUGUUUAUUGUUAUAGCUCCGCCAAGGCUUUUGUUUUUAUUGUUAUUUUUUUUUUUUGAUAAUGAAAAUUUGAUUGCAAAUGGAGGAGUAAUUAGAUUUUUAAUGAGAUUAUUUUCACUGAAGAUAUAUGAUGAAAUAUUGGGAAAAAUUUGGUUAGAAAGUAAAUUACCGAUAUGGUUGGAUUUAUAUCAUGCUUUUUUUCCCAAAAAAGCUUCUAUCAAAAUUAAUGGACGCGAUUUCUUGAACCAUGAAGAAAUAAAUGCGAAGAAAUUUAAGCAUUUGUACAAUUAUUGUAAAUUAAUAAUUGUUGAACAUAUGAUAAGAAUUAUGUAUAUGUAUACAUAUGAUCAUAAGAAAUAA
Cotesia congregata is the source of this 360-nucleotide messenger RNA. The record is from the annotation of a GenBank genome assembly. NCBI's taxonomy places the organism in Eukaryota, Metazoa, Arthropoda, Insecta, Hymenoptera, Braconidae.